Messenger RNA from Pseudovirgaria hyperparasitica, 2823 nucleotides. RefSeq lists its product as uncharacterized. The record is from RefSeq and is a predicted model, not a curated record. Bases 1 to 2622 code for a protein of 873 amino acids. Lineage: Eukaryota; Fungi; Ascomycota; Dothideomycetes; Acrospermales; Acrospermaceae. The transcript has 3 exons.
AUGGUGGGGCCUCAGCUGCCAAACGUGUCGCGAGCAGGGUCUCCGCAAUUCUUUAACGAUUCCCACGACCGAGACGCUCACGACCAAUACAUCUCCUCAUUGCAGCAACGCCAGCAGCAAGCAGACGCUUUUUAUCGCACUCAGCACUAUUCGCGACCUUCUAGCUCUUCCGGAAGUCUCCCUCAGAGCCUUCGUCGAACACCUCGCCCCGAGCCAAGACCAGUCACAAGACGCAGAUCAGGUUCUCUUGAUUCUGCAGUAAGAGCCAAACCUGCUGGUCACCUCACCGAAGAGCCUGCCCCAAACGAGUCGCGACCGCGAGCUGCCUCUGCGAAUCGAGCUCCUACUCCACAUCCUGCCCUUCACAUCUCACGUCGCACCGCUUCUGCCAUCCUCUAUACACUAGAAGAAGCCAUUCGUACUCCCCACCCCUUCACACCCGACCUGGUCGAAGAGAACGCACCAAUGUCGGAUCUACCAGGAGGUGCCGCUGGCUCUGCACGCGCAGCUAAUAAUGGCGCCCGAGCAGCAUCAGGCCCAGUACCUGUACAACAAAGGUCAGGAGCUGCCGGUGUACGAACGCCGCGGGAUAUCAUGAAUGAGCGACAAGCAAGAGAAGCUCGGCGAAGAGAGCAGGAAGACACCGCUCGACAAGCCGAACAAAGAGAGCAACAACAAGCACAAGAUGACGAGACGAGAAGAGCUGCAGAAAGGAGGAUUAUUGCUGCUGGCGUUGCUGCACCUUAUCAACGAGAUACGGGAAGGUCAAGACAGACCGGAGAUGGUGGCUAUGUUAUUGGAGAACAGCCACGACAACAGCCAGGAAGACAAGAGAUUCCUACUACAGGAAGACCGCCCGGGGGUGAUGGAGUGACAGGCUCUCGCACGCGUGCGUCUUCAUUAUCACAGGGGCAGCCUCGAGUAGCUGUACCUCAACAGUCUCCUGCACAAGCCGGCAGCUCGCGAGUGCCAGGCGCUGUGCCACGCCUCCCAACCUCAUCGGCGCCACUGCAACCCCACGCACGCACAUCAUCCGCACCCGCACAGUCGAUACCGAAACCUUCGGUAGACCCAAGCCAGCCUCAGCCUCAGUCGCAAACUCGAACUUCAAAUGUCUCCUCUUUUCCUCACGCAUUCGAGCGGUGGGAGACACUCUCGUCCCACUGGGAAGGGCUGACCUCAUAUUGGAUACGGCGGCUCGAGGCCAAUACCGAAGAAGUUCGGCGCGAACCGCUAGCACAGCAAAUGUCGAGACAAAUCACCGACCUGUCUGCCGCAGGCGCAAACCUUUUUCAUGCUGUUGUGGAGCUGCAACGUCUGCGCGCCUCGUCCGAGCGCAAGUUUCAGCGGUGGUUCUUCGAGACGAGACAAGAACAAGAACGCAUGCAAGAGGUGCAAGCGGAGCUUGAGAGAUCGCUGGCUGCCGAGCGAACUGCAAGGAAAGAUGCAGAGUUACGAGCUGAGAGGGCCGAACGAGAUAAGAAUGUGGAUAGCAAGAAAACUUCAGAGAUAAGGCGGGAGCUACAGAUUUCGGUUGAGGAGGCACGUCGCGCGUGGGAAGAACUGGGCCGACGCGAGCAAGAAGAGCGGGAUCGGACAAUGUCUCUACGCGAGGGACAUCCUACUCUGGUUGGUGGUGUCCAAGUUGUUCCGAUGCAAGCCACCAUGUCACGACAUGGCAGCACCUCACAGCGGCCUUCAACCCAAGAGCGUCUUGCGGAACAAGAUCCACAGAUGCGGCAGCAGUUUUCGUACGAUGAUCAGUCCCCGACAGAUACCGAUCCCUAUGCUUCAGCGGCAGCUCGUGGUGCGACAAGUGCACUUCGUAAUGAACCAGAGGCUCCUGCAAUGGGGCAAAGUGGAUACGCCACUUACCCGUCUGGAAGUACACCAGCCACCUCAUCAUCAACUCACACUAUGAUUCCUACAGAGCAAACGACAGCUCCUCGUACCCAGAUUCCCACGUCUCAAGCUCAGCAACAGCCGUCGCGUGUAGCUGCUCCGCCAGUCUCCGAGCCAUCCACCCCUGAGGCAUUUUAUACGCAUGCCGGUACCUACCUCACUACUACCCAAAGUGGUCAACCGUCUACAUCCCAACAAUCCCAGCCGCAACAAUCGCAGCAGUACCAGCGGCAGACUACAGCCGUUAGCGAGCCUGGUGAUGAUGGUCAAUCAUACGUGCCCUCUGUCGAAGGCGAAUCCGAAAUCUCGGACGAGGAAGAAUACGUCAUAGACGCCGACGGGAACUACGUCCGAGACCAACGCGGCAAUCCUAUCCCGUAUCGACCACCCCGCCGUAGCAUAGACUCGGACGCGGACAGCUACGAUGUCCAAGCUGACCUGGACCGUGAGCGUGAGCUUGCUCAGCGAUAUGGCUCACAACCAAGUCAGCGCUAUCCAGCCACGACGGGUACUGCGGGCCCUCCAGUCUCAAGCGCCGGUGGUACUGGACAACCAGACUACGAGGGCCAGGGAUAUGGACAGGGAAGCUACGAAUGGGCGGGUGUGCAGAGACACCACCAUCCGACGCGACUAAGCGAUGUGUUGGAGGAGGAUGAGAGGAGCCGAACGAGCCCCAGCCGUGGAAGCCAGAGAGGACAGUUUGCCGGCGGUCUCGGUUAAGCUCAGCUCACACAUGGACCAGAGCUAGACAUCAAAACGCGACUACAACAUUAGCGAAAAGAGAGACAGGACCUAUCCCGUGAAAAGCGUAUACACGAGCGCUCGAAUACAUUAGCGAAACAAGCAAGCAAGUCCGAAUUUCUCCCACAGCAUCAAGCGCCUGCAUUUUUCCGUCCUUUUUUUUUCGACGCCUCUUCGCAU